AUGCCACGGACAUUAGAGGGGCAGAUCACUAUGGAGAAGACCCCAAGUUACUUUGUAACCCUCGAGGCACCAAAAAGGAUUUACAACAUGUCCAAGGACACCAAACUUAUUGUGGUGGUCAGGAAUCCGGUGACCAGGGCUAUCUCUGAUUACACACAGACUCUCUCUAAAACUCCAUCACUUCCAACCUUUCAAGCUUUGGCCUUUAAAAACACCAGCACGGGCACCAUUGACACUUCCUGGAGUGCCAUAAGAAUUGGCAUCUAUGCUAAGCACUUAGAGAACUGGCUCCAGUACUUCCCUCUUUCCAAAUUCCUUUUUGUCAGCGGGGAAAGACUGGUCAGUGACCCAGCUGGAGAGAUGGAAAGGGUUCAAGACUUUCUGGGGCUAAAGAGGGUGAUAACAGACAAACAUUUCUACUUUAACAAAACCAAGGGCUUUCCGUGCCUGAAAAAACCAGAGGGAAGCAGCAAGCCACGGUGUCUAGGGAAAUCCAAGGGACGGCCACAUCCAGAUAUAGACCAGAGACUCUUGUUACGUCUCCAGGACUUCUAUAGACCGUACAAUAUGAAGUUCUACCAAAUGACCGGCCACGACUUUGGCUGGGGGGGACUAAUGUCUUCCGAAAACAGUUUAUAG
Molecule: messenger RNA, 639 nt
Organism: Staurois parvus
Lineage: Eukaryota; Metazoa; Chordata; Amphibia; Anura; Ranidae
Source: the annotation of a GenBank genome assembly